AAGUAGCCGACCUCGGAGUUGUAUGUAUAGUGAGACGGUGAAGACGCAAAGAAGAUCCAAAGUAGCGUAAGCGCCAAACAGAUCCAACGCCUGUGGUCUUCCCUCGGUCACCGCUUUCCAUCUCCUCCGUCCAAUCCCCUAUCUCCCUUUGUCCUUAUAGUAUUUAGCGUUGUUGUGUAGUUGAUUUCUAAGUUAAAGGCCGUUUAUAUUCUCUUUCUCUCCAUCUCCAUUUUCAUCUGCAACAAUCCCAUCACCAUUCUUAUUCAAUCCGCAUUCUUCAUUAUUAAUAAUUAUCAUUAUCCACAGCUACCGCGACACUUUAUAUAUAUAUGGACACAGUGCUGGUACCUCCUUGGCUUGAACAACUUCUACACACACCCUUCUUCAGCGUGUGUCGGAUUCACGCAGACGCCGCUAGGAGCGAAUGUAACAUGUUCUGCCUAGACUGUAAUAAUGCUGAUGCCUUUUGCUUCUAUUGCCGUUCUUCCAGACACAAAGAUCAUCAAGUCAUUCAGAUAAGGCGAUCCUCGUACCACGAUGUGGUGAGAGUGGCUGAAAUUCAGAAGAUGUUAGACAUCAGUGGAGUGCAGACGUAUGUGAUCAACAGUGCGCGAGUGUUGUUCCUUAACGUGAGGCCCCAGCCAAAAUCUGGAAAAGGAGUAGCUCACAUUUGUGAGAUUUGCGGAAGGAGCCUCUUGGACCCGUUUCGGUUCUGUUCUUUGGGAUGUAAGCUUGAAGGAAUAAAGAAAAAUGGGGAUGCAAGCUUUGCUUUGGAUGGUGGGAAUGAAGAAUUGACAAUGGAUGCUACUAGAAAGGGAUCGGUCUCAUCGAGACAGCAAGAAGAAGGAUUGCGUGAUGGAUCAACACAAGACAUGUAUCCAGCCACGCCUCCUCCACCUGCUUCCAAUGCAAGGAGAAGAAAAGGCAUUCCUCAUAGGGCACCUUUUGCUUCAUGAAUCCCAAUCCUUAUGCUUAUUUAUUCCAUUCCUUCUACCCUACAAUUUGGUACAUAUUCAAUAUUUAUUCAACCUCAUCACCAUUUUUUAUUUUAUUUUUUCUUGUAAUAUAGGUGGGAAACCUCGUCAUUAUAAAUUUUUUCAAUAAAAAUCAAAAAGAAUAGGAGGGGGGUUUGUUUGUCCAAGGUCCGUGAUGUGGGAAAAGAAAAGGGUAUAUAGGAAAGUUCCCUCUUUUCGAUCGAGUAAAAUAAAAAAAUAACAAAUUCCCCCUUGUGAGUUGUGAAGAUUCAAUAAUGCAGAUUUGAUUAAUAGUUAAUUGUUGUGGGUGCAUCCGUAAUUAAGGAAUAAAAA
Molecule: messenger RNA, 1307 nt
Organism: Cajanus cajan (pigeon pea)
Lineage: Eukaryota; Viridiplantae; Streptophyta; Magnoliopsida; Fabales; Fabaceae
Product: protein RGF1 INDUCIBLE TRANSCRIPTION FACTOR 1
Source: RefSeq, a predicted model, not a curated record